This is a messenger RNA of Triticum dicoccoides, 612 nucleotides long. Its product is annotated as hydroxycinnamoyltransferase 1-like. Bases 1 to 612 code for a protein of 203 amino acids. The record is from RefSeq and is a predicted model, not a curated record. Gene Ontology annotation, molecular function: acyltransferase activity, transferring groups other than amino-acyl groups. Lineage: Eukaryota; Viridiplantae; Streptophyta; Magnoliopsida; Poales; Poaceae. The transcript has a single exon.
AUGGCGUUCAUGGUGCAGCGGUCCACCAUGGUGAGGCCGGCGAGGGAUAAGCCGCGGACUCGGCUAUGGAACUCCCACCUCGACCUGCUGGUGCCGCGCUUCCACACGCCCAGCGUCUACUUCUACCGCCACUCCUUCCUUGAGGGCGAGAGCUUCUUCGACGGCGAGCGGAUGCGGUGGGCGCUGGCGGAGGCGCUCGUCACCUUCUACCCGAUGGCCGGGCGCCUAGCGCGGGACAAGGAUGGGAGGGUCGAGAUUGACUGCAACGCGGAGGGCGUGCUGUUUGUCGAGGCCGACGCGCCCGACACUACCGUUGACAACUAUGGCAACUUUGCGCCCACAAUGGAGCUCAAGCGCCUAAUCCCCGCCGUCGACUACACGGACGAAAUAUCCUUCCCGCUCGUCGUGCUCCAGGUGAGCCCAUUCUGUAAUGGCAGUUACAGUUACUACAGUGAGCUCCAGGUGGUCCUCAGUCAGGGUGGACACGGUCCCGGCCGGUCCGUUCCCGAUCCGAGCCAUCGUUGGACCGGCCGCCGGCAGUCCGGGCCGGACUGGACCGAGCAGGCCAGCGGUCCUCUUUUCAGGGACCGGACCGGCGAGGCAAAAGCCUAG